This is a messenger RNA of Colletotrichum karsti, 6159 nucleotides long. RefSeq names its product helicase sen1. The record is from RefSeq and is a predicted model, not a curated record. Gene Ontology annotation, molecular function: transcription termination site sequence-specific DNA binding; helicase activity. Bases 1 to 6159 code for a protein of 2052 amino acids. The transcript is spliced from 5 exons. Gene Ontology annotation, cellular component: nuclear body. Lineage: Eukaryota; Fungi; Ascomycota; Sordariomycetes; Glomerellales; Glomerellaceae. Gene Ontology annotation, biological process: termination of RNA polymerase II transcription.
AUGGAGUCUCAACCUGUAGAAGAUAUCAUCGAGGAGAGCUUUCGCAAGUUCGGCCAAAUCCCCCCAGACGUCCACCUCCUUUGCACGAAAACCCACGAGGACGACUACGAGGACUACGAUGAUUUAGAAUCACCUGGCGAAGAAAUCACGGCCCUUCAGAAGAAGGAGAGAGUUGAGGCAUGGAAAAAUCGACUCGACAUCGCCUACUGGACCAGUCUUCUCCUGGCAUACGGAAAAGACAAGGCUGGCGUAUGGCUGGUAGAAUGGGGCAACCGAAUGGCCAUCAACCUUCACAACUGCGACAAGUGCGUCAUGAACUGGCACAUGCAUCGAAAGAAGUACCUGCAAAUCUUUGCCGAGAAAUGGCCAGAAGAAGCCGUGGCCGGAAUCGAGAACUGCCUUCACAGAUUUGACUUCGAUCGCAUCGACAAAGGCCUUGAGUGGGCGACAAAAAUCAUCGAGGAGGUGGAAAGUAGCGGCCGCGCAUUCUCGAGAUCAGACCUGGGAGAAGAUCAGGGCGCCGUUCUUCUCACCGUUUACGAGGCUCUCUGCUGUAUGGCCUACGUCAGUGUGCCCGAAAAGCGAAAGCUCUUCCAAUACGUCUUCGUCCGGCUUUCAGGCAAGAAGCCUUUGAAGCUGGGCAACAACGUGCUGCUUCCCGCCAUGACACAAUUUCUGUUCGGCGAGGACAAGACGCGCUUGACAUUUGCUGAGAAGUCUUGGGAGCGAAUCCGACCAAAAUCAUUGACCCAGGAGCAGUUUGAGUGGGCUGUGCAUGACAGCUUAGCGGAGGCAAUCCAAGCCACCGCACAGCUGCACCCCCGAGAUCCCGCCAAUCUCCCAGAAAUAGAGAGGUUUUGGAGAGCGAUCAACUGGAUUCUCAAGCCUUUGGAUGAAAAGCUUGUUCUCCAUGGCAUUCGUGGAAUGGAGGUCAAGCCUAGCCUCUACGAUUUGCUAUUCUCGCAUAUGUGCUGCGAGUCGGAAGGUAUCUUGCUGAUGAUCAUUCAGGCGCUGACGGCCCUGCUACAAACGUCUCGACAGGCCUUCUGGGACACUAUUGGUGACGCGCGUCCCUUCGUCGUCGUCGAGCAGGUCUUCUCCGCAAACUUGUUCAAGCAACUCCUCGCUCAGUCGCUCAUCUUCGCCAUUCAAUCCACCGACAGCACUGGUCAGGAAGAAGCCGAGUCGGUGACCACUUCGUGGAUCGACACAUGGAUUCAAUCCCUCAACCGCAACCAAAAAAGCGACGCCUGUGGGCAGCUGCUUCAUCUUCUCUUCGAGCAAGUAAUACUCGACGCCAGCAUCGGAGAACAGGGUAAAGCUGCUUGUAUUCGAGCCGGCUUGGAUGCCCUCGAUCACGUUUUGCGCUCAUUUUUGGACGCCUCAGUGAACGUCAUAUCGGGCACAACAUCUGUUUACAUCAACUCUAUCCUUAACGUCACUAUCACAUACAAGGACGUCAUCAAGGAUGCGGCGUGGACGACAAGUCAAGACCAGCACACUCUCAACGUGCCCAAAGCUGCGAUGAGCGUCAUCAGUGCUGCGUUGGCUUUGGACUCCCGGGUUACUGCGGAAGAGCAUCUUGAACUCCGUAAGAACGAACAUGCAGCUAUCCAGACCGCCGUCACACGCGAUUCAGCCGCCCUUUGGGAUGGAUUUUUGGAGGAUCUCUACAGUGGUCAAUCUGCGUUGGCCAAGACCAUGCUGGUCGCGAUGGCUCCGCUCAUCAACGUCGAAAAGUUUCGCCCGCCUCGGAAAGAGCCAGACAAGCUUGACAAGGCAAGAAAGGACUUCAACAUCAGAUUCUCCAAAGUUGCGGAGGCACUCGGACGAGUCAUGCAACGUCUUUGCGAGUUCACCGUACCGGAGCUCGACAAGCUUUGUCUCGGUGGUCAAGCGAUCCGGCCCAUCAUCGCUUUCACGGUUCAUGGCGACGACGACAUCAGCAGCGCAAGCUCUGAGCUUAUCAAGACAAUUACGGAAACGUCGUCUCGAUCUGAUGCGUUGGCAGCACUACUGGAACGCUACCUCAGCACCACUUGCGGUUCGAUGGUCUUCGCGACUCGGAAGAUAAUGGAGCCAUCAAACCUGGCUUGGGGACCCGCACGUCACAUCAUCAACACCGCCAAGGAUGUUCUCAAGGGCCUCAGUGACCUGUCAUCUGGUAUUCUGAGAUCCAAAACUCUGGACCAAGGUGAAUCAAAUGCCGUCUCGCUGUGGUGGGUAGUUCACUGGAAGUACAUUGAGUUGGCCUUCUCAUCCACCGCAGCCUGGUCUCAUCAAGUUGAGAUUCAGGUGAUGCAAGACUUCUGCCGAGACGUCAUCGAACUUGCGGACGCUAUGCUGGCCCAAGACGGGCUCUUUGCUUCGGCACUGCGCGAACAACAGGCAAGCAACGAACUGACCAAAAUGCAACUGCUUCUCAAAGAGCCACAGCGCCAUUUGAAAGGCAUUGUCAGGAUGCUGCGGCUGAGAGAUAUGUAUUUGGUCGAGGUGACUGUCAAGGUGGUCACCAAAUUACUCAACAGACUUCGUGAGAACGACCUCGAAAUCCCGGCUGAGCCCAAGGCCUUCGUUCUAGACUCCUGCGUCAAGGCCCCAAACGGCAAAUAUCCUAUCAGCACAAACUUAAGCGAUCAGCAACGAGCGGAGCUUCUCAAGGCUUUGGGAGAAGAUGAUGAUGUUGAGAUCAUCCAGAUCAACCCCCUUACGAAAACCGAAAAGCCGAAGAAGCAGAGUUCCCUUGACGCAUGGUCCAAGUCGGGCAGCUUUACACCCUCAAUAAGUCGAAGCAACAGAGAUGACGUUCUUGAGCUCACCAGUUCGGUCGACAAGAAACGGUCGAUCCUGGACCAGAUGCGCCAGAAGGCCACUUCAUCGACCGUCCCUAAGCCAUCGCUGACGGCACUGAAGCCGCGACCCGAUUCCGCGUCCUCCCAGGCAUCAAAGAAUGCACUCAUUGAGUCCAGAAAGAAGGCCAAGGCGGAAAAGGCCAAGAGAGAUGCCGAGCAGGUAGCCAGGGCAAAGGCUCUCAGAACUGUGGCCGGUGAAGGUUCGGGAUUGAAGGGUCUCACGGGCGUCGUCGGUAAAGAGCACGCGCCACAAAAGAGUCAGAUCAUGGUCGACAGCGACGAGGAUGACGAAGAUGACUCCGAAGACGAGGACCUCGACAGGCUCACCAGCAAAGCCGAGAACGGUAAGAAGGCUGUUGAUGAGGCCACGAGACGUCGCGAGCGUGCAUUACUCGAAAAGACGCGCGGCCCCGUGAAGAAGGUGAAGGUGCAACGUUCCGCCAAAGACAUGCGUGCUCGUUUGAUUCCGCCAAUGGACCAGCUUCAUCAGGCCAUCUUGGAGUGGGACAUCUUCCACGAUGGUAAUGAUCCUCCGUCGACCUCAGCAAGCAUCGCCUGCACGAAGGUCGCCGACUCGUAUGCCCAUCCGCAGGAGUACAAGCAAACCUUCCUGGGUCUUUUGAUCUCCGAAGCCUGGAGAUCUUUCGUGACUUCAAAAGAUGAGACGACUUCAAGGAGUUAUGGACUCAAGAUUGCGUCUCGCAUGAACGUUGACAAAUUUCUCGAAGUGACAGCAAGCCUUCCCAUCGCAGAGAACAAGGAAAGGAUGUUGUCCGAGGGUGACAUCAUCCUGCUCUCAAAGGGAAAUAACCCUCUGGCCGAUAGCUCUGAGCCUCAUGCCCUGGCAAGAAUCUGGAAAACCAGCUACAAGAAAGACAGGCUGGAAGUGACGUAUCGCCUGAAUAACAGGAACAACCCCUUGGUGGCGGCACGUGCUCUCGACACUGGCUGCGAAUUGCAAGCCGUCAGAAUCACCAACAUGACGACGAUUGAAAGGGAGUACGCUGCACUCGAGAGUCUGCAGUAUUAUGACCUCAUGCUCGAGGUUCUGAAGGCAGAACCUUCUCCCGUCUUGACUUACGGCGACGAGGCAGUCAACGGCGUCAUGCAGAACUAUCAGCUUAACCCUGGUCAAGCCAAAGCUAUUCUCGGUGCUAGGGACAACGACGGCUUUACGCUCAUUCAAGGACCCCCGGGAACGGGUAAAACGAAGACAAUUGUGGCCAUGGUCGGUUCAUUACUCACGGGCAACAUCCAACCUCCGGGAGCCGCCAUCAAGCCGAAAAUUCCCCAAGCCGGCCAGAACGCUAUGCCAAAGAAGCUUCUGGUAUGUGCGCCCAGUAACGCCGCCGUCGAUGAACUCGUUUUGCGUUUGAAGCAAGGCGUCAAGACGAUGACGGGAUCGUUCCACAAAAUCAACGUUCUCCGUUUGGGAAGGAGCGACGCCAUCAAUGCCGCCGUCCGUGACGUGACUCUUGACGAGCUGGUCAAGAAGCGACUGGAAGGCGACAACAGUGGGAGCAAAGCCAAGGAGGAACGUGACAAGAUGCACGGCGACGCAGCCAAGAUUCGCGACGAACUCGCAGAUCUCCGACCCAAACUGGACGAGGCUCGCGCAAACAAUGAUCGGACUACCGCGCAAACCCUGCAGAGGGCGGUUGAUCAUUUGAGACGCGCCCAAAUCAACAUUGGUGCGAAAAUCGAUGAGGAUAAGGCAAGCGGCAACACGGCGACUCGCGAGGCCGAAAUCCGUCGUCGUCAAGUUCAACAAGAGAUUCUGGACGGAGCUCAGGUCCUUUGCGCUACGCUCAGCGGUAGUGGCCACGAAAUGUUCAAGAACUUGAAUGUCGAAUUCGAGACCGUCAUUAUCGACGAGGCAGCGCAAUGCGUGGAACUCAGCGCCUUGAUCCCGCUCAAGUAUGGCUGUACCAAAUGCAUUCUGGUCGGUGAUCCCAAGCAACUGCCUCCCACGGUGCUCUCUCAAUCCGCCGCAAGGUUUGGAUACGACCAGAGUCUAUUCGUGCGUAUGCAGCGCAACCACCCGGAGUACAUUCAUUUGCUCGACCGCCAGUACCGUAUGCACCCGGAAAUCAGCUUAUUCCCCAGUCAAGAAUUCUACGAGGGCAAGCUGGUCGACGGAGACGAUAUGGCCGAUCUCCGCCGCCAGCCUUGGCACAACAGUGCUCUUCUUGGCCCUUACCGCUUCUUCGACGUUGAGGGUUCCCAAGAGAAGGGCAACAAGGGUCGCUCUUUGGUCAACCACGCGGAACUGAAGGUUGCCAUGCAACUGUACGAAAGAUUCCGAGCCGACUUUGGAAGGCAGACCGAAGUGCGCGGCAAGAUCGGUAUCAUUACGCCCUACAAAGCCCAGCUUCAGGAGCUUCGAUUCCAAUUUAACCGACAAUACGGAGAAGGCAUCACCGACGACAUCGAGUUCAACACAACUGAUGCCUUCCAGGGCAGAGAGUGUGAAAUUAUCAUCUUCUCUUGCGUUCGUGCCAGUCCUACUGGUGGCAUCGGUUUCAUGCAAGACAUCAGGCGUAUGAACGUCGGCCUGACGCGUGCCAAGUCGUCGCUGUGGAUUCUGGGAGACUCGAGAGCACUCGUUCAGGGAGAGUUCUGGAACAAGCUCAUCGAAAAUGCGCGACACAGAGAUCUAUACACCAAGGGCGACAUCAUGUCGAUGCUCCGUAAACCCAGUUCGAUGCACGCACUGCCUCCGCCGUCAAAGCCUGCACCGCCGAGCAACCCACCUGCUGCUGUGCCUGCCCAGAAGCUUCCGCAGCCUCCCAGCAAGGAUAUCAACAUGACGGACGCGCUGCCUUCCCGAAAGUCACCACCGAGACCACAACAAUCGUCGACCAACUACAACGAACGCCGCCCGCAGGCCACCGUCUCUCGAAGCUCAGACCGUCCGCCCGUGAUUCAAUCAUCGACACCAAAGCAGGAGUCCAAGAAAAGGCCGUCCGAUGCAAAUGAUCCUGCACGGGGACCAAAGAGGAUCACGACGGAGCAGAAUCGACCUUCGAACAACCGACCGCCGCCAACGGGGCCGAAGGCGAUGAACAAUGCGCCGAAGGAGCCGAAGCAGGCGAAGGACCCGUCUGCCAUGGUAGCCCUCGGUCUGACACCAGCCGCACGACCGCCGGCGGAGAUGCCGUCGACUUCGAGGACUUCUUCUUCGAGUCCAGCCAUGGCGCCUAACCGUAAUUUGCCACCGAGACCUCCUGGUGCAAACGGACCAGUCAUUCACAGGAAGAAGCCAAAGGCAGAUCCUUUCAUUCAGAGAAAGCCUCCCAGAAGAUAG